AUGCCUGGAGCAGUCACAAAACCUCGACGCCAGCCGCCAUGGUAUAGUGUCCGUAUACUUGAAGAAGAAAGACCCGAUUUGGCGGAUGCUAACGGCAAAAUAAACCUUGAGAAGAAUGAAGCUGCUUUGAUGGAUAUGUUCAUUAGAAAAAAGAGCGACUUACAAACUGGAGAUCUAAUUGUAACAGAUGAUAACUUGGAUGAAGAUGAUAGAAAAUUCAAUCGCUACGAAGUACAACUGAAGUAUAACGAGGGACGAUAUACUGCUCUUUACCUUAUAUCGCGGCAAAUUUGUGCC
Messenger RNA from Strongylus vulgaris, 297 nucleotides. Lineage: Eukaryota; Metazoa; Nematoda; Chromadorea; Rhabditida; Strongylidae. The record is from the annotation of a GenBank genome assembly.